UGUCUAAUUAUUUGCGACAAGUUUCGCUUCUUAUUAAGCCCUGCUGAUCUUUUUUUAAAUGAAAUAAAAUAUAACAGUUUCGACUAUUGCAAACAGUUUUAUUUUUGAAUUUCGGUAAAAGGACAUAAUAUCACAUGAAAUAAGAAUAUAACAGUCAUAUCUGAAAUGGAAUCAAGUCUUCAGCCAGAGUUAAGUUUUCAAGAACAUGCCCAACGGUUGGAAGAGCGCGCGCAGUGCACGGGACAUCGUGGUGCAGACGACACUGCACGAGACGAAAUGAAUACUGGUAUAAUGUCAGAUGUUUCAGAACCGCAAAGGAUUUCACCUCCAUGUCCGUCACCACUUAAGAUUUCGAAUCUUAUCGCACCUUCUCCCGGAAUUGUAGUGUCCGUUCCCUCACAAGUAACUGUUGAAUGUUCUACACCGGCGACAUUGUGCCAUGGCAAACGUGUAUCGCCCGGACUGUCUUGUCUAGUAUGCGGGGACACGUCAAGUGGUAAACAUUACGGAAUUUUGGCGUGUAAUGGUUGCAGUGGGUUCUUCAAAAGGAGCGUCAGACGGAAACUGAUUUACAGAUGCCAGGCAGGUACAGGGCUAUGUAUAGUUGACAAGGCACACAGAAACCAGUGCCAGGCGUGUCGCCUCAAGAAGUGUUUACAGCUAGGAAUGAACAAGGAUGCUGUCCAAAAUGAGCGUCAGCCACGUAACACUGCGCAGAUCAGAAAUGACCAGAUGGAAAAUGGGUUCGAGACUAGCAUGGGAGGGACACAAGCCACAGUGUCAGCUACACAUCCCGCAUUCAGUCCGGCGGCCAAACACAGACUCAUGGCGGGUAUUGGUACUCGCGAUGCUUCAACAAAGCAGGAAAACAGAACUGAAGAUCAUGAAGAAAAUAUUGAUGUCACAGGCACAGACAGUAAUGAACGUCACGUGACACCAUAUUACAAUAACUAUGGAGACACGUUCUACCCUCUGGCUGGACAAGAGACGAUGUACGAGUGUUCUGCUAGACUUCUAUUUAUGGCCGUACGAUGGGCGAAAAAUCUCCCGUCCUUUGCUAAUUUACCUUUCCGUGACCAGGUCAUCCUUUUGGAGGAGACAUGGGGUGAACUGUUCUUGCUUUGUUCCAUUCAGUGGUCCAUGCCGAUGGACACAUGUCCGUUACUGGGCAACCUCGAACAUAACCAGUCUAAAUCCGGGUCUUUGGCAGCCGACAUCCGGGCACUUCAGGAAAUCUUCUCAAGAUUCAAAUCCAUUGGUGUUGACCCAGGAGAAUUUGCCUGCUUGAAAGCCGUGUCAUUAUUUAAACCAGAGACCCGCGGACUAAAAGACCCUCACCAAGUUGAGAAUCUACAGGAUCAAGCUCAGGUUAUGCUUGGCCAACACAUUCGUGCACAACAUCCUACACAGCCGGUCAGAUUUGGUCGUCUGCUACUGAUGUUGCCAUCGUUGCGGUUUUUGUCAACAGAAAGUCUGGAAAAAGUAUUCUUCGGACGGUCGAUUGGAAAUACACCCAUGGAAAAAUUACUUUGUGACAUGUUUAAAAGCUAGAUAUUAGUGCGAUAUUUGAAUAUCUGUUCCAGUUAUUGAUAAAUACGAACUAUCACCGAGAUAUGACACCGAGGCACAUCUCAGUGUUUAAGAGCAGCAUAAAACAAAAGAAGAUAGUGCGCGAGAGCAUGCCUCUUGAUGAGUGUCUGUCUUAGUGAAUUUUAGUGUCUGGUGACGUCUACGUCACGUAUAAUAUUAUGUUGACCGUUUAUUUAUUUUUUUUGACGUUGGAAUUAAAUCUACAAUAAUAUAAGACUUUCAGAUAAUUUUGGUUGAUAAUAUGAUGUAAAAUCUUUUUAUAUUGAUAGCAUUUAUUUAAAACAAUACUUUGUUUACCAGAGAUGUCAAUAUUCGGUGAUAAAUUACUGAUUAAUACAGGAGCCCUUCUUUUUAAUUAUUUAUAUGUUUAUGACAAAUCAAGGGGAUAAAUCCUCCUAUGGCAUUGAUUGUGCUAAUAUGCAUGCAUUGUAUUUUCAUACCAAAUAUUUGUGGAUUUACCCCUGGUAAGUAUUUAAAAAAAAAUAGUCCCUUAUAUGAAAGUUUGUAUAUAAGAUAAUUAUGUUGAGAUGGUAAC
Molecule: messenger RNA, 2125 nt
Organism: Mercenaria mercenaria
Lineage: Eukaryota; Metazoa; Mollusca; Bivalvia; Venerida; Veneridae
Product: photoreceptor-specific nuclear receptor-like
Exons: 8
Coding region: 166-1551 (461 amino acids)
Biological process (GO): cell differentiation; positive regulation of transcription by RNA polymerase II; anatomical structure development
Molecular function (GO): zinc ion binding; RNA polymerase II cis-regulatory region sequence-specific DNA binding; nuclear receptor activity
Source: RefSeq, a predicted model, not a curated record